AUGAAGGUGUACGGCGAGGGGGGGGGCGCUUAUGAGCCGGAUAACAACCGUUUGCCCACCUCAGAACGCGCGGGUGUAGCUGGCGACGCGCUCGUUCUCCCCGAGCCUGAGGACAGCCUGUCUGCGCUCCCUUACCAUACGAACCCGAGGUCAUGUUCAGGGUCUCUGGACCACUGUGGGUGCCGCGCUGCCAGUUUCGCUGCGCAAAGACGAGCGUGGGCCGUCCGAAUCGACUCGGGCCCGUUGUGUAAACUUCCUGCGCCAGACACGCAGGGGAGUGCCACUGCCUCUCCGGCAAACCGGACGGCCGUUGCGCAAAGGUCGCCCGUCAGUAUGGCCCGCGAGGCCGAGGCGCGCUGGCCGCCGACCACGCUCCUUCUCCUGGGCUUCCUUGUCGGGCUCGCGGCGUCGGAGCUGGCGGCGGGCGCGACUAAUGGGACUUCACUGGAGAGGCGCUGGGAGAGCCUGUUCGCCCGCUCCGUACUGGGGAUCUCAGGCGAAAGAGCGGAGCUGAACUGGGAGAGCGACUAUCUGCUGGGCAUCAAGAGAGUGCGGAGGCUGUACUGCAACGUGGGCAUCGGGUUUCACCUCCAGGUCCUGCCGGACGGCCGGAUAAACGGUGCACAUAAUGAGAACCAGUACAGUCUGAUAGAGAUUUCCACAGUGGAGCGAGGGGUGGUUAGUCUGUACGGCGUGAAAAGCGAGCUCUUUGUCGCAAUGAACAGCAGGGGAAGGCUGUACGGAACGCGUACCUUUAAAUCUGAGUGCAAGUUCAAGGAGACCUUGCUGCCAAAUAACUAUAAUGCCUAUGAGUCUUCCGUUUACAAGGGAUUCUACAUUGCUCUCAGCAAACACGGCAGAGUGAAGAGAGGCAACAAAGCCAGCACCUCCAUGACAGUCACUCACUUCCUCCCCCGAAUAUGAACAAGGCUGGCAGUAGCGCUCUCUCAUUUUGCACAUCUGGAUGUUCUCUCACAUGAGAGAUUUGAAAACAUAAUUACGUACCCACAGAAACUAAAGAGACUGCAAGAAUAUCA
Molecule: messenger RNA, 1037 nt
Organism: Colossoma macropomum (tambaqui)
Lineage: Eukaryota; Metazoa; Chordata; Actinopteri; Characiformes; Serrasalmidae
Gene: fgf6b
Product: fibroblast growth factor 6b
Exons: 5
Coding region: 1-924 (307 amino acids)
Biological process (GO): positive regulation of protein phosphorylation; fibroblast growth factor receptor signaling pathway; positive regulation of cell population proliferation
Cellular component (GO): cytoplasm
Molecular function (GO): growth factor activity; fibroblast growth factor receptor binding
Source: RefSeq, a predicted model, not a curated record